Messenger RNA from Labrus bergylta (ballan wrasse), 1635 nucleotides. Its product is annotated as deoxyribonuclease-1-like 2. Gene Ontology annotation, cellular component: nucleus. Lineage: Eukaryota; Metazoa; Chordata; Actinopteri; Labriformes; Labridae. Gene Ontology annotation, biological process: DNA catabolic process. The record is from RefSeq and is a predicted model, not a curated record. Gene Ontology annotation, molecular function: deoxyribonuclease I activity; DNA binding.
AUCAGCAGGUAACAGCCUCCACCCUGCAGCGGCAUCAGGAAGCUCAGCAGAGUUUGAGCAGCAGCAGAGACAAACAGUCGACCCUCCGCUCACCUGAACAGUGUAACCAUGAGGUGGCGCUCUCUUCCCCUCCUCCUCCUCCUCCUCGUCUCCUUCCUCCUCGUCUGCAGAGCUAAAAGAUCAGAGUUCAGGAUCUGUGCGUACACUCUGCAGAGAUUCAACUCGGAGAAGGCGUCUGACUCCAGACUGAUGCACACUCUGACGCGGAUUGUGUCUCGCUGUGACAUCACUCUCCUGCAGGAAGUGAUGGAUCCGGACGGUAAAGCCAUCAGAUCUCUGCUGGCGUCCCUCAACAGGUACAGUGAAAGGGAUAUUGACAGGUACGAGGACUACAACUACAAGGUGGUGUCCAGUAAGAGUCUGGGAACAUCUGCCAACAACAUGCAGCAGUACGUCUUCAUCUACAGGACAGACACGGUGAGCGUGCUCGGGGAGCAUCAGUACAAGAAGACACAAUCGUUCACCAGGGAGCCGUUCGCUGUUCACUUCCAGAGUCAGAGAACAGCGAUAAAGGAGUUUAUUCUGGUUCCUUUGCACUCGGAGCCCACACGGGCGGUGCAGGAGAUCGACCGACUCUACGACGUCUUUGUGGAGGUCAGCAAGAAGUGGAAGAACACGAAUGUGAUGUUCCUGGGAGGUUUCUACGCCAGCUGCGCCUACAUGAACCGACAAGACAGGAAAAAGAUCCGACUGCUCCAGACCAAGUUCUCCUGGCUGAUCGCAGACAGAGUGGACACGACCGUCACCGACAUGACCAGCUGUGCUUACGACAGGAUCGUGGUGCACGGUCAACCCUUCCUGAGGGGGGUCAAAGCGUACUCUGCGAAAGUGUUCAACUUUGGCAAAGACUUAAAAAUCCCCCGAACUAAGGUGGUGGAGAUAAGCGACCACUACCCUGUGGAGGUUAUACUGCAGAGCUCCGCCCUCCUCCUUCAGGCCACGCCCUUCCUGAGCCUCCUCUUCAUUUGCACAGUCGUCCAAUCCUUCCUAUCCGCUCUGUGAUCGUCUGGUCGGGUCUGCUCACCUGAACUCUGAUUAAUCUAUCGAUCAGGUUUCACUCAACACGAGUCGGAAAGUCACAUGACUAGUGAUUAAAAGUCCAAAUAACUUUGAAGUUUUUUUUAAAUGUCUCUAUUUGAACUUGAAUGACUUGAAUUUGGCGCCCCCUUGUGGACAAAGUGUUCCCUCUGAAGCCCAGCGCACUCUGUACGACUGUAUCGUUAAACGAUGUACGAGCUAAGAUCACGAUCACGCUGUGCGAGUUAAAUCAGAACGGAGCGUUCACAAGUUUCACAGAGGAUGACGUCAGAUGCUUCAUUCUGUUUCUCUAUUUGAACUGUAAGAACGAGAUGUUUACAUGAACAGACAAUAAUAAUCUUUAUUAUGUUUCAUGACAACAUGGAGACCUGGACCAUCACACGAAGCUGUCCCCCCAUCAGAGGACUUUUGUACAAACUGUAGAUUCAAAAACUCUGAAUAUUCAUGUUUUUAUCUUCUUCUCAUCUGUUGGUUGUUUGUGUCUUCAUAUAUCCAGUAAAGUUUUGUAUAUUAAACAUUAAAAAGCUUUUUUCAUUA